AUUCAAUGGGACUAGCGUCGUCCAUCUUGGUUUUGCUGAACAUUCUACAGUUUUAGGACUACCACUGACGAAGUUUGCUGUCAAAAUUUCUAAUUAUUUCUGGCAGGGAGGUCUUAGUUAGUUAUUUUUACAGAGACGUUCAUUUACCAUGAGUACAAAAUCGCCGGACAAGAAGAGUGGCUCAGAAAAAAAGAAGGGAGGUGGUUUUCUCGGGAGGAAAGUCAGGGAAAAGAAACAAACCAUUACAGAAGAAGAUCUGCUCGAGAAAAAAGACGUCUCGCCUGACGAUGUUCUCAAACUAAUAAGAUGUACAGAAAAUUAUUUGUGUGAACCUGAUGCAAAUUCAUUCGAUAUAGAUUUUACAAGGUUCAAAAUUCGUGACAUGGACUCGGGCACGGUGUUGUUUGAAAUAGCUAAACCUCCUCCUUCUGAGGAGGAAGAUGAUGUAGAGUCUGAUCCGGAUGAGAUGGAUCCAAAUGCCGGUAGAUUUGUACGAUAUCAGUUCACACCACAGUUCCUAAAACUUAAGAACGUUGGUGCAACGGUGGAAUUUACAGUAGGUGAUAAACCAGUUAACAAUUUUCGAAUGAUUGAAAGACAUUACUUUGGAGAAAGACUGCUAAAGAGUUUUGACUUCAACUUCGGCUUUUGCAUUCCAAACAGUAAGAAUACAUGUGAACAUAUAUAUGAAUUUCCAGACCUUACACCUGAGGAAGUUCAAGAAAUGAUUGACAAUCCCUUUGAUACAAGAUCGGACAGUUUCUACUUCGUGGACAACAAAUUGAUCAUGCAUAACAAGGCGGAUUAUGCGUAUAAUGGGGGACAAGGAGCAAUGUAAUCAGGUCACAGUCUCAGAAAAAAAAAACAUACACAUAAAAACAAAUAGAAUUUGUACUUAUUUUACGAAGCUUGUUUCAGAGAAUAUCAACUCGCUUAUUUCUGAACAACAAAUUUCCUGGUGUAUAUUUCAAGCCAAAUGACUUAUUUUUGCAAGAAUUUUUUUUUUAAACACCCUCCUUCCCCUGACUAGCAAUGUUAGAGGCUUUUGAAAAGUGCAAAGUGUUGGGGGUUUGAGCUGUAGUGCAAGAAAAUCCAAAUUAUUUAGUUUGUACCGUCCACCCAUUUUUAUCUAAUGAAUUAUACAAAUAAAAGUUGUGAAAUAUGAAAUGACCCUAUUGUUGAUAUUGUAAUUGUAAAGAUUUAGCUGGCACAUUUAUAUUAUUUUUUUUUCUUCUCACCUCUUAGUAAAAUAGCAAGAAGUUUGUACACUUUGUUUUUGGAGCAAUGUAAUGUCACUUUUUCUUUUUCAAAUGAGAUUAUGCCCCAUGAGUAACUAUUCCAUACUUGUCACCUUGUUCAAAAAAUAUUUCACGGUUUAUACUUAAAGGGUUUUAUUGUCUUCUGUGCCCGCAUAUAUAACUAAUUUUAAUUGAGGACAAAUUUAAUUUUGUAAAUUCAGACAUUUUCAUCUGAAAUUUGUGUAAAGUAAGAACUGACUUGUUAAUAUUCCUAUCAUUGUCAAAAAAGUAUCUUUUCUAUAUUACAAUGUACUUUAAUCUUAUUUCUCUCAAGCAUUCUUGCGCAUCCAUGUUGUGGUGUCACCAGUCCAGCUAGCUAGGUGAUAAGAUUGUUUUAUUACAAUCCAAGUCUAAUAUGUGAAUAUUUAUGGCUGUAGUGAACAGCACGUGUAUGGGAUUUCCAUAUUCACUACUUUUUAAUGAGCUAUUAUAUAGGUGUUGUCAGUGCUGCGUGGAUUCAUGAUUCAGAGAUGUACACAAUAUGAACUUAUAAAAGUACAAAUGCAGCCUAUAUUUCUAUUGAUGGGCAGGCUGUAACUUGUACCACAGCUGUCACAAAUUGGGGACAUCUUAUCGUUGUGAAUAUGCGAGGCUUAAUUAGUUGUCAGUUUGUUGUUUCAUCUUGUAUUAUUCAAGACGACUGUGGUACAAUGUAUUGUGAAACAAUAUUAUAGCCAUGCAUUCCAUUUUAGACUUUGACCUUUGUUCAUUAAUAAUAGUUACCCACUUUUUAUUUUUGAAGAACCAUUUAUAUGUAACUGAUGCUUGCCUACAUCAUGUACUUUGUUCUGUGAUGUGCUAAGUGAUUAGAAUGUGUUAAACUGCAGUCUAAUGUCAGUGCAUCACAGCGGUAUGCUUUAGACUUGUUUAAUUUCUCAGGUAGACGAUAACAGUAGUAGGAGUAAAGUUGGGGUCUAAGUAGAGGCAGAGGGAUUUGACAGAAAUUAUUACUUUGGGCAAGUGAAAAUACUAUUGGAUAUGUAAUUAUUACACACAGGUUUUUAUCUAAUAGACUGUUGGCCACCAUUUCCCAUGCCCAUUUUUGCUUAAUUCUGUUCUCAAAUCAAUACAUAAUCAAAUGACUUCUUUUCAGAAUUUCAGAAACUUUAUCAAGAUGUACAUUUUAUUAAUCUGCAUAAUCCUGUUGGAAGGCGAACCAGAUUUAAUAUAGCCUAUAGGUACAAGCUUUACACUGCUGUUACUUUGGCAUUCUCCUGUACAUCGCCCUCUAUUGAUGUACCUUUAAUUUUGGUCUCUAGAGGGAGUCCUACAGGCUGCAGAGCAAGGUUCAAUGUUUAUAAAUAUAACUUGAUUAUUUUUGUCCUGUAAACUUAAAUCUAUUCAGCUUUAAUUAUGGUUUGCAUAUAUUGACAAUUACAAGUUGUCCACCGACCUAGGUCACACAGCGUCUCCCUUCACAUGUAUGUAUGUAUGUAUGUAUGUUCAGUACAAGAUACUUUAAAAAAAAAUAAUCAUAUAGUCGUUAUCACAGUAACACUACUUUUCAAUGUAGUAAACAUGGGGGGGGGGGGGAGGGGCUGAUUGUUUCCAGGCUUGGAGGCCAUAUUUAUCUGCAUAUCAAUUGAGGUUUAUUUUGUGUUCAUUGCUGUGUCACGUUAAAUUGUAUAUAUAUCUGUUGAGCUGUAGAUGUCAAAUGAAUGCUUGCAAUAAAGUACACCACUGUUUGCACAUU
Molecule: messenger RNA, 2991 nt
Organism: Saccoglossus kowalevskii
Lineage: Eukaryota; Metazoa; Hemichordata; Enteropneusta; Harrimaniidae
Product: protein unc-119 homolog B-like
Biological process (GO): lipoprotein transport; cilium assembly; nervous system development
Cellular component (GO): cilium
Molecular function (GO): lipid binding
Source: RefSeq, a predicted model, not a curated record